This is a messenger RNA of Mirounga angustirostris (Northern elephant seal), 2435 nucleotides long. RefSeq names its product galectin 8 (gene LGALS8). NCBI's taxonomy places the organism in Eukaryota, Metazoa, Chordata, Mammalia, Carnivora, Phocidae. Gene Ontology annotation, cellular component: cytoplasm. The coding region runs from base 122 to 1339 and encodes 405 amino acids. The record is from RefSeq and is a predicted model, not a curated record. The transcript has 11 exons. Gene Ontology annotation, molecular function: carbohydrate binding; integrin binding. Gene Ontology annotation, biological process: lymphatic endothelial cell migration.
UCUCCCCUCCCCGGGCUGCCAGCCCCGGGCCGAGCGCCGCCUGCCCCCGCGGGAGGACAGGGUCUGUACUUCCAGGGACAGACCUCUGCUCUCCGGGACUCUGAAAACACGUUCGUUCAAGAUGCCGAGUCAUUUGACUGCAGUGUUAAAAAGUUCGGAAGCGGCAAGAGCAUCAGUUUCAAUCUGGGAACCUUUAAAUGAAACUUGCUUAAAAUCUAGAUCAUACAUAGAAGAGAGGCCUCGAUCAACAAGGUGGAAAAGAGUGAUGUUGUCCUUAACAAACCUGCAGAAUAUCAUCUAUAACCCGGUAAUCCCCUAUGUUGGGACCAUUCCUGGGCAGUUGGAGCCUGGAACUUUGAUUGUAAUACGUGGGCAUGUUCCCUGUGAUUCGGACAGGUUCCAGGUGGAUCUGCAGUGCGGGAGCAGCGUGAAGCCACGCGCCGACGUGGCCUUUCAUUUCAACCCACGUUUCAAGUGGUCCGACUGCAUCGUGUGCAAUACUCUGAAAAAUGAAAAAUGGGGAUGGGAAGAGAUCACCUACGACGUGCCUUUCAAAAAAGAAAAAUCUUUUGAAAUUGUGAUGAUGGUGUUGAAAGACAAAUUCCAGGUGGCUGUAAAUGGGAAACAUAUACUGCUCUAUGCCCACAGGAUUAGCCCAGGGAAAAUAGACACUCUGGGCAUUUACGGCAAAGUGAAUGUCCACUCAAUUGGUUAUAGCUUCAGCUCGGAUUUCAGAAGUACCCAAGCACCUACUCUGGAACUGACAGAGAUAAGUAAAGAAAAUGUACUGAAGUCCGACACACCACAUUUUCCUAGUAAUAGAGGAGACAUUUCUAAAAUCGUACCCAGAACUGUCUACACCAAGAGCAAAGGUUCGACUGCCAAUCACACUUUGACUUGCGCCAAAAUACUACCUACCAGCUGUUUGUCGAAGACUCUUCCAUUCACUGCGAGGUUGAACUCCUCCAUGGGCCCUGGACGAACCGUCUUCAUUAAAGGAGAAGUGAAUAAAAAUGCCAAAGGCUUUAAUGUUAACCUAGUAUCAGGAAAAUCAAAGGAUAUUGCUCUUCACUUGAACCCACGCCUGAAUAUUAAAGCAUUUGUAAGAAAUUCUUUUCUUCAUGAGUCCUGGGGAGAAGAAGAGAGAAAUAUUACCUGUUUCCCAUUUAGUCCUGGGAUGUACUUUGAGAUGAUAAUUUAUUGUGACGCUAACGAAUUCAAGGUUGCAGUAAAUGGUGUACACAGCCUGGAGUACAAACACAGGUUUAAAGAGCUUAGCAAUAUUGACACGCUGGAAAUUGAUGGAGAUAUUCACUUACUGGAAGUAAGGAGCUGGUAGCUGAUAUGCUUGCUACAAAAACUGAAAUACAAAAUGGCUUAUGUAACACUGGCCUUGUUAAAAUGCAUCUAUUGUAUUUGUGUAUAUAUAUUGUUAAAAUGAGCUUACAUAACAUGAAGUCCUACUAGGUGUUCUCAGGCCUUGCCACGCAGUGUAGCUUUGUCUAGCACAGAAUAAGGACCUUUGAGGCAACAGGUAACUUACAGUCAUUAUUCAGGCCUUUCUGUUCUCUCUCGCACUCUGGCCUCUGCUUUUUUAAUCUGCCUCACAUUCAGCAAGUACCGGUUGAUACAGAAGCUAACGUACAUGGAGCACGUAUUCUCGUCAGCCCUGUGCUAGGAGCUGUGGAGAGAAGUAUACAAUGGAGCACAGUACCACUCUGUUCCCCGUUUUCUUGAGCUCAGAAUCUUCUGUGCUCUGAUAAUCGUGCCACUGAUUUUUCUACAGGCAUUAAUCACAUAAAGUAACCAGAGAUAGCUACUCAGCUGUGAAGUCACCUACAUAAACUAAUUUACAAAACACUACUUCUCUAUCGAUCACUUUCAUACCCAAAGUUCAAUCAUAUCCCAUAAUGGAAAGGACUGAUGUUGCCUUACAUCUGGCAGUUUCCUUUAGCAUGAUAAAUACCUAGCUGUACUAGCUGUAAGCAUUGCCAAAUAAUUAACACUAUGAAAUCUGAACACAGCACAAAGAUUAAGGCAAAAAACACAGCAAAACAAAACCAAUGGUAUUAAAAUUAACUUGAUGUCAGGCCACUGAUGUCUGUACCAGUAAAUGCUUAAGAGUACCUGAAUUCAGGGUGAGUCCGAAGUGUACACAUACUCCAGUAGAAAGUUCAAGGUAGACUUCAACAAAACAAUGUCAAGAUUAGGUUUCAUGACUUCAUAAAAUAGGCACUAUCAAUCAGAGGGUAGAAUACACCGAGACCAAUGGAGUAGAGAGAAGUGGUAUAACAAUCUAUUGCUUGUCCUCAUGCAAACAAACCUUGCCUCUCUGCUCUUCUAAAGAUUAGUCCCUCAUCAUUAGCGAUAGAGAUCAAAACACUGUUCUACUUUAAGUGAUUAAAAUCAAACCUGUAUCAGCAGGUUAAACUGUU